CUACAUUAGAUAUGGCAUGCGGUAGAUCCAGUGGUAAUGAGUAAGUGGGACUGUAUACAAGCCAUGCAAGCUAUUCAAGCUAUUCAUUCUAACAACAUUUACGUAAACAGGCAAACAUGAAUCUUCCUUCGUUUCAUUUUAAUGCAUUUAUUGACUUAUUACUACCCCUCCCCAUAUGCAGUUCGACCCUAAUUGUUGUCUCACUUAAUGUUUUUAGUGUAGUGGGUCUUUACCGUCUGUUUGGAUCAUGCAAAGUGAUUGUUGCUUAUUAUUCUUAAGCCUUUACCAAAUCUACCCACCCUGAGGUACGACACGCGUGCCUCGAUGAGGCUAAUUACCUCUGCAAUAACGUUGAGCGUGGGCGGAUAAUCAAGGCGUGGUUACGCCCACGUUCCUAAUACAGAUUGUGUUUAUUGAUUGACUGAUGCUUACCAUUUACAAACACCUAUAUACAAUUAUUAUCGUUUGUGGAUAUGAUAGAGAGGUUUUUCUUUUGUUCGGAGGUUAUAGUUUAAAGGUUUUUUAAGGGGCCUUUAUACUUGUAGUGUUGUUUUCACACGGUCAGCCAGUGAAAAAAGAGCACGACUAUUCUCCACAUACAAUGAAAAGGUAAUAAUGAGCUGAGCAAAUUUUACAAUCUUGAAAACACACCUCAAAUUAUCCGCUCAGUCUACAGUCUGUACAGUGUCUCACCACAGGCCUCGGUGACGCUGGUGAGAGCAGCAGCUGUCCCUUGUCUAACUGAGGGUAUGCUGUCCCCAAGGUUGGCAAAGAACAGUUCAUCCAGCCACGAUCUGAGGAGAGUGGGGGAACACCAACAGCCAGCCAUGCAGCCACUUACAAGGGAAUUCCUGGUCCACCUCCCCUCAGAGGGAAGACAACCACACCUACCCACACUGCUACAAGCCAUUGAUUCAUGUCGAAAUGAUAUUUAUGCUGGUUGCUUGACGAAAGUGAUUGACUAAUAGAUAAAGAGUUACUCUGGACGACCAACAUGAAGGGAGCUGGCUAAUCAUCUCAGUAAGACUGGAGAGGAGCAACUUGCAAAGGAACUACGAGAGUGCAGUUGCCAGUGUUUGCCAAAUCACUGGGUAAGAGAUGUUCAAAAGACACCUCAAGCUGUUCCUGCAUGGGCUCCGUCUUCUAAGGACUGAGCAAUGUUUAAUCGUAGCGGCGAUAGAUGACAGCAUAGUACAAGAAACUGAAUUCUGUUCUUUAACUUUCAAGCCACAGUAUUUUUGGACUUUAUUAUCCCAGCUCAGGAGCAGCAACCUUAAAAAUCCGGGACAUUUCAGCUCCUCUGGUAUUGAUCCUGGACCGGGUGUAUUUGAGAUGGUGCAUCGUGUCCAUGACAACCCAGACCAGCAGAUGUACUCGUGUGGUUCACUGGCCCCAAAAAUGAGGAGGGGAGGAUGUAUGGACUCACACUAUCACAAGCUGGGAGAGCUGUGGGAGAAGAGUGAAGACUGCUUGAUUGACUAUUAAUGGAUGAUGAAGAGUUAAUUACUCUGGAAGACCAAUUAAUUAACCUAGAGGAGCUGGCAGACCAUGUAAGAUAGGAUCAACUGCAUGGCAAAGGAACUCCUGAGGCUACUCCUCUGAUAUUGAUCCUGGACCGGCUGUAUUUGGCGUGGUGCAUCGUAUUUAUGACAACCCAGACCAGCAGAUGUACUGGUGUGGUUCACUGGCCCCCAAAAUGAGGAAGGGAGGAUGUAUGGACUCACACUAUCACAAGCCGGGAGAGCUGUGGGAGAAAAAUGAGGGUUUCAUUAUUGUGCUUGGAGAGCUGAGUGGUGUGAGUGGGUGUGGUGACCGAGUGUCGUCCCUCCUCCCCCUCUGUGCUGAGACACUAUAACACAGACACUACCCUCAACACAUCAACCUCCUGGAGACACUGCUCAAACUGUUGCCAGUGUUUGCCAAGUCGCUGGGUAAGAGAGUGUUCAAGAGACACCUCGAGCUGUUCCUGAACUCUAUCCUGGAGUGCCUAUACAGAGCAGUGACAAUGCCUGGUACAGCCUGCUGGAGUGGACUAGCUGUCUCACCCUGUAACAACACCAUCCAACGUGAAUCUUUGCGUAAUGGCAGACUGUCUACAUGUGUGUAGCUUAUACAAGUACAUUGCAAUUGCUUAUUUUUCUUAUGUACUGAUGCACUUCCUUUUCACUGUAUAUAGGUUGACAGAACAGUAACUGAAUAAUGUGUACUCGUUUCUUUGUUGAUUAUUAAUGAAUGUGCUAUAAUUA
This is a messenger RNA of Halichondria panicea, 2246 nucleotides long. RefSeq lists its product as uncharacterized. The transcript is spliced from 11 exons. The coding region runs from base 1099 to 1485 and encodes 128 amino acids. Lineage: Eukaryota; Metazoa; Porifera; Demospongiae; Suberitida; Halichondriidae. The record is from RefSeq and is a predicted model, not a curated record.